UCUCUCUGUUCCAUGUCUUAUUUCUAAACCAAUUUGAAUUCAAAUUCCUCCCUUCUCUCUCUGUUCCAUAUCUUCAAACUCCUUCCCAUUUCCUAUAUUUACACCUCUUUGAACUCAAAUUCCUCCAUUCUUUCCAUCACUACCAAAAACAGAAAACAUGGUUGAUUCACUGGUCUCGCUUGCCAAAGAAAAAUUGACCAAAGUUCUUGAAGAUGAGGCGGUUUUGUUGGUGGGUGUCACCAACGAAAUCGAAAACCUUUCCAUUACGUUCAACUUGCUCCAAGCUGUGCUUAAAGAUGCUGAAACUCAGCGAGUGAAGAACGAAGCUGUGAAGAAGUGGUUGGAGAAUCUCAAAGACGUGGCCUACGAUGUGGAUGACAUACUGGAUGAGUGGACGACAGAUGCUCUCAGACCACAGGCUCCAGAUGAAGGUGAUGGCUCCUGUUUCAGCUUCCUUGUUACUUGCUACCUCUCCUGUGUUACUUUCUUCAAUCAUGUCGCGUUACGCCACAAAAUUGGGAGUAGGAUAAAGGAGGUGAAGGGUAGAUUAGAUGUUAUCGAAAAAGCUAAGAACCAAUUGGGUCUUAAAGUAGAUAGUGAGAAGAUGGAAAGGGUGAAUGGUGAAGUGAGGCCGGCCGAGAUCAGAGAGCGAGAGACAGCAUCCCUACUCGACCGACCGUCAGUUUUUGGCAGAGAAGAUGAUAAAAAUAGAGUCGUAGACUUGUUACUAGGGGAGAGUAGUGGAGAGGUGAAUGAGGUGCCCUUCGUCGUCAUUUCUAUCGUUGGAAUGGGGGGGUUGGGGAAGACAACCCUUGCUCAGCUCGCCUACAACGAUGAGAAAGUCAUGGAGCAUUUCCAGAUGAUAAUGUGGGUAUGUGUUUCUGAAGAUUUCGAUGUGAAACGAAUUACAAAAUCAAUUAUCCAAUCUGCAACGAAGACUGGUUGCGAUUCAUUAGACUUGGAUCAGUUGCAAUGCCGCCUUCGUGAAAUGUUGCAUGCAAAGCGAUUCUUGCUUGUGCUUGAUGACAUUUGGAGUGAAGAACCUGACAAGUGGGACAGACUGAAACUUCCCUUCCAAGCUGGUGCAGCAGGGAGUCGAAUCCUCAUUACUACUCGUAAAGAAAAGGUUGCAUCAGCGAUGGGAAGGGCUCGCGUAUGUAAUCUGGAAGUCUUAUCUCAUGCCGAUUGCUGGUUAGUAUUCUGGCACAGAGCGCUUGAGCAUCGGAGUGCCGAAGAACGUUCAAAGUUGGAAGAUAUUGGAAGGGAAAUCGUAAAGAAGUGUGGAGGGCUCCCUCUCGCUGCGAAGACAAUAGGGAGUGCCAUGUGGUCGAGAAGGACGAGAAGGGAGUGGGAGCUUGUCUUGGAAAGUGACAUAUGGAAUUUAGAUGAUGUCUUACAAGGCGUUUUACCAGCUUUGUUACUCAGCUACCAUGACUUGCGUCCUGCUUUGAAGCAAUGCUUUGCUUAUUUCUCCAUCUUCCCGAAAGAUUGGGAGAUAAAGAAGGAUAUGACAGUGAAGUUAUGGGUGGCACAAGGUUUCAUCCCCUCCAACGGCAGUAGAGAUAUGGAAGAAACUGGGAGUCAGUAUUUUGAUGAUUUACUAGGACGCUCGUUGCUUCAAGAUGCAGAGUUGGACGAUGACAAGAACAUAGUCGAGUGCAAGAUGCAUGAUUUAGUUCACGAUCUUGCAAAAUCCGUUGCAGGAAGUGAAUGUUCACUGGUGGAUAUCAGAGAACAAGCCUCGCUGAACCCAAGCAAUCUCCGCCAUUCUUUUUUAAAUGUCAGUGAUGAAGAAGUGGCUUCCAUUUGGCCCACCUUGUAUAAGGCUAACAAGUUGCGGACGUUGCUAUGCUACCCAAUAAUCUACAAGCCUAGGGUGCCGAACAAUUUAUUUAAUCAUUUCAGACACCUUAGGGCAUUGGACUUGAGUGACACUAGCAUUCAGAAAUUGCCUGGAACGGUAGGGAAAUUGAAGCAGUUGAGAUAUCUUGAUUUAUCUCGGACACACAUAAAGAAGUUGCCGGAGGGGGUGGGAAAAUUGAAGCAGUUGAUAUAUCUUGAUUUAUCUUUGACAAACAUAAAGGAGUUGCCGGAGGGGGUGGGAAAAUUGAAGCAGUUGAGAUAUCUUGCUUUAUCUUGGACAGAGAUAGAGGAAUUGCCUGAGGAGGUGAGUAAUUGUGUAAAUUUACAGACCUUGAAACUGCAAUACUGUCAUCAGCUUAAAAAACUUCCGAAAGGGUUGGGAAAAAUGAUUAACCUGCGACAUCUAGAUUUAGAAGGCACUAGGCAGCUGAAGUACUUACCGCAGGGCAUAGGGAGGCUAAGUAGCCUUCGGACGAUAACAAAGUUGAUAGUGGAGGGUGGCAUCGAAGGAUGUAAAUGGGGAGAAGUGAAACAACUGAUCAAUCAUCUUCAUCUUCAAGGAAGACUCCAAAUUAUUGGGUUGGAAAAAGUCAAGAGCAGGGACGAAGCUAGGGAGGCAGAACUGUAUAAGCUGCAGGAUAUUUAUGAUAUAUCCUAUGAAUACAGAGGUGAUGAAGCGUUGGAUGAUGAUGAGGUGAAGAGAAUGGAGGAGGUGCUUGAAAUCCUGAAGCCCCAUACAAACUUGAAAGAGCUGGAAAUAAGGGGUUACGAAGGUUGGAAGCUUCCCAAGUGGAUAGAGGAUCCAGUGUUCUUCAAUCUAGUGGAGGUGAUCCUCUCGUCUUGUAGCAAGUGUAAACAAUUGCCGGGUCUUGGUAAACUACCUUCCCUUAAAUGCCUUGAAAUUGUGGGAAUGGAAGAGAUGAGAAAGGUGGGUGGUGAGUUUAGUGGGGAUGAUAAUAAUGAUGGAAGUGGUGGUGUCGUGUCAUUCCCAAAGCUCGAGACCCUCUUCUUCGAAGACAUGCUAAAUUGGGAGGAGUGGGAAUUGAUUGGAGAUGGAGAGGUUAUGCUAUCUCUCCUCGAAUUAGAAAUAAGAAACUGUCCAAAGCUGAAGGAGUUGCCCAGUAAUCUUCCACCGCGCCUACAGAAACUGAGUUUAAGAAUAGGUAAUGAUGGGUUGCCAUCGGGUGGGCCCUUACCCAUCCUCCCCAACCUUCACCAUUUGGAGGUUGUUGGAAGUGAUGAGCUGACAUCGUUCCCUUGUGGUUGGUUGGGGCAACUCAAAGCCCUCCAAACUCUGAAGAUCAAUAAUUGUUCCAAUUUGAGGUCUCUUCCUGCAGAGGAGUUGAAACACCUCACCAUGCUUCAACAAUUAACGAUAUGGUGGUGUCCACUCUUAAAAGCGCGCUACAGAGUAGGAGGAGAAGAUCGGGACAAGAUUGCCCACAUCCCCAAUAUCAGCAUUGAAUGAAAGGCAUUACGGUGAUCUGGGUCCAAGAAGAUGAAAUCGACGAACAGCUUUUCACUUGCUUGUUUCAAGGAAUUUUGUUGAUGUUCUGUGUAACUACUCUACUUUUUUUUUUUAUUCUUUUUCUUUUAUGUUUUCUUUCUUUUACUUUUUUUUUUUUUUUUUUCUUUUUUCUGUUUCUUUUCUUCUUCUUCUUUUUUUUUUUUUUGGUUAAAUGGAUUUAGUUGUAAUAAUAUGUAAAUCAAAAGAUGUUUAUCAGAUGUUGAUUGCCUUCUUAUUUCUUCCACGUAGAUGCAACUGAUCCAGCGUACGUUGUGGGUGAGACCCUGACCUUGGGGCCCACCUUUAUAUAUUGUGCCAUCUGUUACGCCAAAUCAUUUUAUAGCAUGGGCCAAAGAUGAACCAUAUACAAAUUUCAGUUAGAUCACACCACAAUAAACAGUGGUGGAAGAUCAUUAUAAAUAUUUUUUUAUGGGCCACAAAAGUUUCGGAACAGGCAACUAGACUUUAAGAAGUUUUUAACGGUGGGAGUUCAAUGACCACUGCUUCUUAUGGUGUAGUCCAUUUGAGACUUGUAUCUACUUCAUUUUUGAGUCCAUGCCAUAAAUUGAUC
Molecule: messenger RNA, 3941 nt
Organism: Magnolia sinica
Lineage: Eukaryota; Viridiplantae; Streptophyta; Magnoliopsida; Magnoliales; Magnoliaceae
Product: disease resistance protein RGA2-like
Exons: 1
Coding region: 158-3331 (1057 amino acids)
Biological process (GO): defense response to other organism
Molecular function (GO): protein binding; ADP binding
Source: RefSeq, a predicted model, not a curated record